AUGUUCCAAAAUACAUUUGGGCUAAAUGCAAGCAAUAGAGGUAAUCAACAUAGUAGUACGAAUUUAACACCUUCAGGUUCAGAUUGGACACAAAAUAAUGGAAUUCUUGUGGAGAUUACAGGUUGGACAAAUGCUGAUGAAAAGGAUUUGUCAUCUUUCAUUCAUAGGAAGACGAAAAUCAAUAUUAGGCUCAUCUAUGCGGACCGUACAACUGGAAUUUUGAAAGCUUCGGUGAAAACAGAUGGAGAUGCAAACACCUUGAGCAAAUGCAAUGGUAUCCGCUUUGCAGGCAACACUCUAAGAAUCAAGAUUCUCUCCUCUUCGGGUAACAUAUCGGCCGCAGGGGGUAAUAGCACUUUGGUAUUAAUCAAAUCUGCUCUUUCUUCAAGGUAUGACUCCACGUCUAGACUACUUAAUUUGGAUGGCAUACGCAAUGAUGCUAACCCUGAGCUGCGUGAAGUUCUUGCAAACUCUCAAACUGCAUCAAAAUUCUUUUUAGCGAUGUUGAAGAUCGCUCUUAAAGAAGAAUAUGAGAUUGACUCGUUGAAUUUGUCCAACAAUAAUCUAGGUAACAAUUCAAGAGAUCUCAUCGAAAUGGCAAUUUCUUUACCAGGCUUGAAAAACUUGGCAUUAUCUAAUAACAACAUCACCAAGCUUGACACCCUCGAAAAAUUGAAGAAUAAGUUGCCUCACUUACGGGAACUAUGGAUAACAGGUAACCCGAUUGAUAAUCCUACAUCUACAGGGGAAAUCAUCAAAAUUUUCCCCCGUCUGAUCAUACUGAAUGGGUUACCGGUAAGAGACGAAAGCAAACUUUCAAAACUGCUCUCUUUUCCUAUUCCGAAUCAAAGUUUGUUUUUUGAGUCGUCAGAUUUACAAAGAGUCGCAAUAGAAUUCAUUACGACUUAUCUCAGGUUAUGGGACCAUGAUCGCACGAGCCUAGUUAGCCUAUUCUCUCCAGAAUCUCAAUUUUCUUACCAUUUUGACACCACUCAUAUUGUGGAUGCUCCUAUAGGUUCCAUAGAAUCUAAGGCAGUCAGGGUGCCACAUUCUGUCGCCAGUUCUUGGGGUUCAUAUAUAUCUAAUUCAAGAAAUCUGAUGCGAGUCUCUGGACUCAGGCCCCGGCUGUCUAAAGUAUUCAAAGGUGGAGAACAAAUUAAGCAAGCCUUUCGAUCAUUACCUGGAACCAAGCAUGAACUUCAAGAAAAUCCCCAAAACUACUCUAUUGAGGUUGUUUCAGUGCCUGUUUUGAAUGCCAUGCAAAUAUCAAUUCAUGGUGGGUUUCAGGAAGUUUCGCCUCCUGUCGCUACCGGUAAAGAAUCUAGUACCAGGCAGGGGGGUCGAUUUGGAGCCCCGAAUGCAAAUACUCGUUCCUCUUUGGAGAAACGCUCUUUUGAUCGGUCACUAAUGGUGAUAGCUGGUCCUAAUGGAUCUUAUAUCGUGGCUUCUGACAUGUUACUGCUCAAGCCAUUUUCGGGUUUAGGCGCUUGGUUCCCAAAGUCUCCUCUGGAGGCAACUCCAUCUUUCUCUGAUUCCUCGAAUGGACAUGUGCUGGCAAAUGCAGUGGAACCAAUUUCAAUUCCUUCAGACAUCGCAGCGAACUUGAACCUGUCACAGCAGCAAGUUUUAUGCAAGGUAAUGACGGAGACGAACUUGGUUUUACAAUACUCUUUAUUACUUUGUGAGCAAAGUAACUGGGAUUACGGUACAGCUCUGAUGAACUUCCAAAAUUCCAGAUCUCAAAUUCCAGGGGAAGCUUUUCAAUCAUAA
This is a messenger RNA of Ogataea haglerorum, 1770 nucleotides long. RefSeq lists its product as uncharacterized. The coding region runs from base 1 to 1770 and encodes 589 amino acids. Gene Ontology annotation, molecular function: protein binding; RNA binding. Gene Ontology annotation, cellular component: nucleus. The transcript has a single exon. Lineage: Eukaryota; Fungi; Ascomycota; Pichiomycetes; Pichiales; Pichiaceae. Gene Ontology annotation, biological process: poly(A)+ mRNA export from nucleus. The record is from RefSeq and is a predicted model, not a curated record.